This is a messenger RNA of Lindgomyces ingoldianus, 1685 nucleotides long. Its product is annotated as tyrosine tRNA ligase. Gene Ontology annotation, molecular function: ATP binding; tyrosine-tRNA ligase activity. The record is from RefSeq and is a predicted model, not a curated record. Bases 145 to 1368 code for a protein of 407 amino acids. Gene Ontology annotation, biological process: tyrosyl-tRNA aminoacylation. The transcript has 3 exons. Lineage: Eukaryota; Fungi; Ascomycota; Dothideomycetes; Pleosporales; Lindgomycetaceae.
CAGCUCUGUGCGCGUGCUGUGAUUGUUCUCCUGGAACACCAUAUAAUUCCACGUCCCUAUCGUCAGGCGCUAUCUCCUCCUUCUUUCCAAUUUCGGAACCCUCAAUUGCAAUCGCAAUUUUCAACCCAGUUGCUUAACCCCACCAUGGCAGAAAAUAUGUCCAUGGAGCAGCAGCUGGCUCUGAUUACGACGAACCUGCAGGAGGUGCUAAAUCCCGAGAUCAUAGAAGCCAUAUUAAAGAAAGGCGAGCCAUUGAAGAUUUACUGGGGCACCGCGACCACGGGGCGACCACACUGCGGCUACUUCGUCCCCGUCCUCAAGCUCGCACAAUUUCUCCAAGCGGGAUGCCACAUCAAGAUUCUUCUCGCCGAUAUCCACGGCUUCCUUGAUAACCUGAAAGCGCCGAUCGAGCUCGUCAAGUUUCGCGCCGAAUACUACCGCUUCGUCAUCACCGCGUUGCUGAAAGCCGUGAAGGUCCCGAUCGACAAACUGGAGUUCGUGUUCGGGUCGUCCUAUCAACUCACCCCCGAAUAUACCAUGGAUUUGUUCCGGCUGAGCUCUAUUGUCACCGAACACGAUGCCAAGAAAGCCGGCGCCGAGGUCGUGAAGCAAGUCGAGAACGCGACGUUAAGUGGACUCAUCUACCCGCUUAUGCAGGCACUAGAUGAGGAGUACUUGAAGGUGGACGCGCAGUUUGGGGGGGUGGAUCAGCGGAAAAUUUUUGCGCUUGCUAAGGAAGUGCUGCCGCGUGUGGGCUUCAAGGAGCGCGCCCAUUUAAUGAAUCCUAUGGUUCCGGGACUGCAGGGUGGUAAAAUGAGCGCGAGUGACCCAGAUAGCAAGAUUGAUUUGCUGGAUACGCCCGAGGUGGUGCGGAAGAAGUUGAAGAAGGCGUACGCACCGCCGCAGACGGUCGAGGGUAAUGGCAUUCUGAGCUUCGCUGAGUAUGUUUUAUUGCCAGCGAGUAGUCUGAAGUAUGGAACGCAGAAGUUUGUGGUCGAGAGGAGAGAUGCGGAGCCCCUGGUUUACACCGAUAUCGAGCAGAUGCAGAAAGAUUAUGUCGCUGAUGUGCUCACCCCACAAAUGCUCAAACCCGCCGUCACAGAAGCCCUCAUCUCCCUCCUUGAGCCCAUCCAAGCCGAAUUCCAAGCCUCCCCUGAGUGGAAGGACAUAGAAACAAAAGCCUACCCGCCGCCUCCCGCUCCACCCAAAAAAGAAAAGAAGAAGAAAGACAAAGGAUCUUUCUACCCCAAAAAGGUGACAGCCCAACUAGAUGGCCAUGUCGAAGGAGGGGACAAGGAGAAGGUAGAUGUAGGCGAAGAUGGUGGUGCGAAGGCGAUUGAGAAGUUAGGACUGGAGAACAAGAAAUAGUAGUAACUAGAAACAUUUAGAGCAUCUGGUAAGGAUAUAUGGACAAAGGGUGUGGGUGCAGAUGUGGUUUAGAAAAAGUAUAUUUUAAUUCUUUUCUUAUUUUUUACGGUUCGAGAUUUAUAGGUUCAGCGUUCAUGCAUGGUUGGCGCUGUAGAGCGAGGGUAUGGAUAUACCUAGGCACGCUUUUAUGUCCACUGUAGAAAGGGAUAGGUCGAAUGGAUUGGUUGGCUUUCAUGAACCCGAGUAUUGGAAGGGAGUCAACGUGUGAACGCAUAGGUUAGGAGGAAUUAGAUUAGGUUGGUGAAAGGUAGGCACUG